Messenger RNA from Fulvia fulva, 504 nucleotides. RefSeq lists its product as uncharacterized. The coding region runs from base 1 to 504 and encodes 167 amino acids. The record is from RefSeq and is a predicted model, not a curated record. The transcript is spliced from 3 exons. NCBI's taxonomy places the organism in Eukaryota, Fungi, Ascomycota, Dothideomycetes, Mycosphaerellales, Mycosphaerellaceae.
AUGGCAAUAUCCAGCGGCGUGCAUAUGCACGCUCAAUGCAUCUCCCAAUCUGAGGCUAGAUCCCUCGUCGCGAAGUUCGUCGGCAUCCUAGGCCGUACCGACCGCAACGCAGCUUCCACCGCCCAGACCAUCCUCACCCAAGACUUCAAAGAAUACUCCAACUCAAUCUUCUCCCUCAAGGGCCAAUCUCUCACUUCGUCCGGGCUCGUUGCCUCCUCGCGCCAAGCCUACCUCGAGGAAAUCGGCGGAGCACCAGCCCCACCGCGCGGUAUCGAGACCCUCGACAUCAUCGCUUCAUGUGAUAAGGUUGUCUGGUUCUGGAUUUCCCAGAAUGUUGGUAGUGGGCUACAGCCUGUGAGAGGCUUCAACUUGUUCAAGGUUAAGAGGAAUCGGAAAGGCCAAUGGCAGGCUUAUAGUCUGGAUGUGGAGUUCGACAGUAUUGCUUGGGGAGUUGACAUUGGGAUUAAGGUCACUUAUCAGAAUGGGACUGUUGUGCCGAAGUAG